This is a messenger RNA of Tuber aestivum (summer truffle), 4998 nucleotides long. NCBI's taxonomy places the organism in Eukaryota, Fungi, Ascomycota, Pezizomycetes, Pezizales, Tuberaceae. The record is from the annotation of a GenBank genome assembly.
GAGAAUUCCAACACAUUUUUCGAACACCAUCCUUCGACAGACACCGACAUGCUUAGGUCGACUCUACGGUCAUCAUGUCGCUAUGGCGGCCCCUCGCUUACUCUCGGUUCGUCGAGGACCCUUACCACAGCUUCCCUGACCAAACGGGCCUUUGCCCCCCAAAUCACAGCUGCUCGCGGACCGGGCAGCUUGACCACACACAGGAGAUGUCUGGACCUAGUUUCAAGAAAUAACUCCACUGACGCCUCGAGUAAAGGAGUGGUACGGUGUUUGCCAGAACAUACAAACUGGUUCCCUUUCCCUGCUGCCUGACUUAUGAUCUCAUCCUACCUAACAAACAACCCGCCCCCAGCAAACUCUUACCCCGAAGCCGCAGAAUCAAGCUGACUUCCCGCUCCGCUUCUACAAUAGGACCCAAGUGACUCUUUCCUGCAGGGCAAUACUGCUAAUUACAUCGACGAAAUGUACCUUUCAUGGAAAAAGGACCCGUCGAGCGUCCACAUUUCCUGGCAGGUAUAUUUCAGGAAUAUGGAGGGGGAUUGCCCUCCCUCACAGGCGUUUCAGGUACCCCCGACACUUGUUCCCACCCCCACCGGUGGUGUUCCCUCUCUCGUACCCGGUGCACACCUUGGCGGAAAUACCAAUGUCACCAAACAUUUAAAGGUGCAACUUCUCGUGCGUGCCUAUCAAGUUCGUGGUCACCAUAAAGCAAAUAUCGACCCCCUCGGCAUCCGUUCAGGUGCACAGCUUGGCGGAACAUCGCAGCCCAGAGAGCUUGAACUUGAUCACUACCAGUUCACUGAGAGGGACCUUGAUGAUGAGUACACCCUUGGUCCUGGCAUUCUUCCAAGGUUUGCUGUCAAUGGGAACGAAAAGAUGACGUUGAGGGAGAUCAUUGCUGCUUGUGAAAAGACCUACUGCGGCUCUUAUGGCAUUGAGUAUGUUCACAUUGCGGACCGUGACCAGUGUGAUUGGAUCCGUGAGCGUGUCGAAAUCCCUACCCCUUGGGAAUAUGACAACCACGAGAAGCGUCGUAUUCUGGACCGCUUGAUCUGGUCCAGCUCUUUUGAGAGCUUCUUGUCGAAUAAAUACCCGAACGACAAGAGAUUUGGCCUCGAAGGGUGUGAGGCACUAGUGCCGGGUAUGAAGGCCCUUAUUGAUAGGUCGGUCGAUCGCGGGAUCAAGGACAUCGUUAUUGGAAUGCCCCACCGUGGUCGCCUGAAUGUCCUUUCCAAUGUCGUGCGAAAACCGAACGAGAGUAUUUUCAGCGAGUUCGGAGGCACUGCCGAGCCAAACGAUGAAGGCUCCGGGGACGUGAAGUACCAUUUGGGCAUGAAUUUCGAGCGUCCCACACCUUCCGGGAAACGGGUACAGUUGUCUCUGGUCGCUAACCCCUCGCACUUGGAGGCGGAGGACCCUGUUGUCCUCGGUAAAGCUCGUGCGAUCCAGCACUUCAACAACGACGAGAAGAGCCAUAAUAGCGCUAUGGGCGUGUUGGUGCACGGAGAUGCGGCUUUCGCUGCGCAAGGUAUUGUAUACGAGACAAUGGGCUUUCAUGCCCUCCCCGCUUAUUCCACCGGUGGAACCAUCCACCUGAUUGUCAAUAACCAGAUUGGUUUCACCACCGAUCCUCGCUUUGCUAGGUCUACACCGUACUGUUCGGAUAUUGCAAAGUCAAUUGAUGCACCGAUUUUCCACGUAAACGCUGACGAUGUCGAGGCUGUCAACUUUGUUUGUGAGCUUGCCUCUGAUUGGAGGGCCGAGUUCAAGCGCGAUGUAGUUAUCGACUUGGUUUGUUACAGAAAAUAUGGUCACAAUGAGACGGAUCAGCCUAGUUUUACUCAACCUCUCAUGUAUAGAAAGAUUGCCGAGAAACAGUCCGCUCUAAAUCGCUACAUCACUCAGCUUAGGCAGGAAGGCACUUUUACUGAUAACGAUAUCCAGGAGCACAAGGAUUGGUGAGAAGGCGAUUCUCCCGAAGCCUGUAAAGAGUCCAACUGACACGAAAUGCAGGGUAUGGUCUAUGCUCGAAGAUAGUUUCGCCAAGUCCAGAGAGUACCAACCAACUGCUAGGGAAUGGUUGACUUCCGCUUGGAACGGUUCGUUUGCAGAUAAGAUAUCCAAGAACGAUGAGCAUGUACUGAGUAGAAUCAUAGGCUUUAAGACACCAAAGGAGUUGUCGACGGAGAUUUUGCCUCAUCUCCCCACGGCUAUUGAGGAGAGUCAGCUGAAGCACAUUGGCGACGUCAUCGGUUCCGUCCCGGAGGGGUUUAGUGUCCACAGAAACCUGGGCCGUAUCCUUUCUAAUCGCAAGAAGGUUGUUGAUGAAGGCAGUGGUAUCGACUGGUCUACGGCAGAGGCCCUUGCCUUUGGAAGUUUGUUGAUGGAAGGGCAACAUGUUCGUGUCAGUGGACAGGAUGUCGAGCGUGGGACUUUCUCCCAGAGACACGCCGUUCUGCACGAUCAGGAGAACGAGAACACCUAUACCCCCCUUCAACAUCUAAGCGGCACGCAAGCAAACUUUGUCAUUUCAAACUCUUCUCUGAGUGAAUUCGGAGUGUAAGUUUCGGGUUAUCGCUUUUCUCAAGUGCUAUAUAGAGCUAAUAACAUUAGUCUUGGGUUCGAGUACGGCUAUUCUUUGUCGUCGCCGGAUGCUCUCGUUAUCUGGGAGGCACAAUUCGGCGACUUUGCAAACAACGCGCAAUGCAUCAUUGAUCAGUUUAUCGCUUCCGGAGAGUCAAAAUGGCUUCAGCGUACCGGCAUUGCGAUGUCUCUCCCUCACGGGUACGACGGACAAGGCCCCGAACAUUCCUCCGGAAGGAUAGAGAGAUACCUACAGUUAUGCAAUGAAGACCCUAGGAUAUUCCCGCCUCCCGAAAAAUUAGACCGUCAACACCAAGACUGCAAUAUGCAAGUUACCUACAUGACUAGCCCUUCUAAUUUGUUUCAUGUUUUGAGAAGACAGAUGAAGCGCCAAUUCCGAAAGCGUAAGAUUUCGUCGCUCAUAUACCCAGUCUGUAGCUAACGAUUAUGUAUAGCGCUCAUAAUAUUCUUCAGCAAAUCGCUCUUGAGACACCCCAUUGCUCGUUCCGACCUAUCCGAGUUUACAGGCGACUCCCACUUCCGAUGGCUUAUCCCAGAGACCGACCAUGGCAAAGGCAUCAAAGAUCCCGAGGAAUGCAAGCGUCUACUCUUCUGCUCUGGUCAGGUUUAUGCCGCUCUUGUAAAGCAGCGUGCAGCCAGCGGGGUCGAUGAUGUUGCUAUCGCUCGUAUCGAGCAGCUUCACCCCUUCCCUUGGGCCCAGAUUCGCGACGAGCUUGAGAGAUACCCCAAUCUUGAGGAGAUCAUCUGGACACAGGAAGAGCCUCUUAACGCAGGCGCCUGGACCUUUGUGCAGCCCAGAUUGGAGACUAUCCUCCGGCAAACUGAAAACCACAGUGAAAAGCAUGUCAAGUACGCCGGUAGAGCUCCGAGUGCUAGUGUUGCUACUGGAAUGAAGUCGACCCAUUUGGUAAGUGCUUAUAAAGCCUACUGCGUCAUCGGUUGCAUUUCUAACAACCCGAAUAGAAAGAAGAACAGGCAUUUGUCAGCGAUGCUUUAGGCAUUAGCCUCAACUAGAAACAAUCGCACUUUUCCUAUCACUUUUCAGAAUUCACAUAAAACUUACCUAGAUACGAGACCAUCCACCAGAUAAAUAAAGGAGGCAGAACAUCCGGCGGGAAGUGCAGGCUGUGGGCUAAUGGCGGGCUGUUUUUUGCUAUUAUUUUAUUCCCUUUCCCCGUCCUUUUCCUAAUCGGUCACUCGGGAUUCCCUUUGAGUUUUCUUUGAGACCGGGGGCAUUGUUCUAUUUUGCUGCUUGAAAAGUAAAGCCCUAUUGUUCUUCCUUGCAUUUUCCUUCUCCUUCCGCUUUAUUACCAUCGUUGCACUAUCUUCCACAUUUCUUUUGUUCGGCUAUCAUUUGCUGGUGUUGUGAACUUGGUUUGUUUUAUUACUUCUCAUCUCAUUUACUUGACACCAACCCUACUUACCCAGAUGCUAUAUUCCUGUUUUGCGCAAUUCACGGAAAAACAGACCGGAAAGGCAAAUAGUUCAGUAUACUAUGAUACACUACACUGCAAUUUUUCUUAUUACAUUAUGGCUUAGCAUACAUUAUAUGUACUAUUAGUGGGUUUGAAAUUAUUCCUGGCAAAGCUGGAAAGGGGGGGUUCUUGCCAAUUUUUGGCAACUCUUGUAUUAGGUCGAGAGCAUACUUUAUUCGUGGUUUUAAGUGUGUUCCCUGUCAGCGGUGCUGUGAUGGAACCCUUGGGGAAAAAAAAUUGUCAAGCCCUGCAUCAGGACGGGUGCGCACCUGUCUCUAGAUACCAGACAGUGGCUUGUCUCAGGCUUUUGUUUUAGUAAAGGUUGGAGAAAGGCUUUCUACUAUGCACGAUGCAGGCUAGGGGAGAUUCAGGGACAUUGUUAUUGCUCUGUGUACUUGCCUCAGUAUGGUUCUAUAAUGCUGGAACUUUGAAUACUAAGAUGUGCUAUUUCUUGGACGAGGCUUGGCCCGGCCACGGCCCAGGGCACCCUCUUCUUGCCUGGCGUGAGUCUGUUCCGAGAAAGGCAUUUCAGGUUCCUCGGUGGUCAUGAAGCACGAUUAGACUCGAUGAAUCGAGUCCCCGUUGCAGGCCCCUUGACAUGUUGGGUUUUUUUAUGGCAUUUGCAUCAGUUCAGCUAUCUCUAGCAUGGUGCAAGAAAGUUUGGGUGAAUGAAUGGGUUUUAGAAAGGUAAAGCUCUGCAGGGAGGUUUUAGAGGAUAAGAUUAAAGUGGUGAUGGCUGGUGAAUUUCCCGACACAUGUGUUGUCUAGUCUUUGUGUUCUUCAAUUACUGUAAUGGUCCGGGAGGAAAACAGGAAUUGUGUUUGGGAGCCUUUUAUGCAGGGGGAACACUACAAGUAUAGUCAUACGAUACUCGGUACAAUCUCAACUAUUUCUUGUAUUAGGAUAAGUUAAUACCUUA